Messenger RNA from Ixodes scapularis (black-legged tick), 1507 nucleotides. Its product is annotated as sulfotransferase ssu-1-like. Gene Ontology annotation, cellular component: cytoplasm. Gene Ontology annotation, molecular function: sulfotransferase activity. Lineage: Eukaryota; Metazoa; Arthropoda; Arachnida; Ixodida; Ixodidae. Gene Ontology annotation, biological process: sulfation. The transcript has 3 exons. The record is from RefSeq and is a predicted model, not a curated record. Bases 212 to 1231 code for a protein of 339 amino acids.
UUCAGAUAACGUAUAUCAGUGAGGCAACGACAUGGCUCAUAAUCAUGCGGUCGAUGGACUUAUAAAAGUUCAACCUUUCACCGCAGAUAUCUCUUUCGUUUGCGCGUUCCUUAGUUUCGGCUGUCACGGUGAACGUGCAGACUGUUCUGAACGCUACAGCGAAUAAGACCCUCGUCUGAGUUCCGUGGCUCAGGUCUCCCGACAAUUUUCAAUGGCACCCGUCAAAGAAAAUGAGACAGAUACAAGUGAUCAAGGCGCAAGCAGCCAUUCCAAACGUCCAACGCCUGCACUCCAGAUGGUCGAAGGCAUCCUUCUGCCUCUCUUCUUCGACCCUGACACGGCGCGGUCGGGCAUGGCGUACAAACCACGCGAGGACGACGUCUUCGUAGCUACCUACGCCAAGUGCGGAACCACCUGGAUGCAACACAUCGUCUUCCUCCUUCAGCACAGAGGCGAGCCCCCUAGCUCGGUCCACGACUUCUUCCGGUCAAGCACUUACAUCGAACUCCUGGGCUCCGACGUCGUCGGCAGCCUUCCGGGACCACGCGCCAUCAAGACCCACCUCCCGGUCGACAGAGUUCCCUACGACGCCAAGGCAAAGUAUAUCUACGUCUAUCGUAACCCGUGGGACUGCGUCGUUUCUUACUACCACCACGUAAAGACGAUCCCGCUGUACCGCUUCCAAGGUACCUUGGACGACCUCUUCGAGGCGUUCAUGGAAGGCCAUUGCGAGGACGGUGACUACUUCGACCAUCUAGUAGGAUGGUACGCUCGAAGAAACGACCAGAACAUCUUCGCGAUAUCUUACGAAGAGAUGCACGCUGAUGUCCGAUCGUCCAUCUUACGCGUCGCGGAGUUCAUGGGCGAAGAGUACGCCGACAUGCUGCGCGAAGACGAGAAGGUCUUCCAAGAGAUCCUGCGCUGCUCCAGCAUCGAGUACAUGAAGGUUCACACCAACGACACGAUGCGGGAGUUCUUUAAGAUGAAGCGCGAGGACGUCCUCAACCAUCCCACAUGGGUGAAGAGCAUCAAGAACAUACGGGAGGGCUUCGCCGAAGGCGAUGCCGACUCGCUGAGCCUGGUGCGCCGAGGAGCCGUCGGAAAGUCUGCGGAGACGCUCGAUGACCAGAAGAUUAAGAGGAUACGAGACAAGUUGGAGGAUAAGCUGCGUCUCGCGGGACUCAAGAUGCCCGAAUCCUGGAAGAAGCUGCCUUACCUCACGUCGAGUUAAGCGUCUACUGACUUGGUUUUGAUUGGGGUAUCUGGAAGGUGUGACAAAGGUAUGGAAGCUAUAGACCCGCUUACUGUUUGCAAACAUGAACCGCUGCUUGCGUCCCAAGCGACUUUCGGUCGCUUUGUCUUUGGAAGCCUGACAAUCCUGCUUAUGUCACAAGUGCUAGAAAGCAUAAAUGCUACACGGGAAACAUAGCGAGGGCCUUGGCUGUGCGAUUUUUACGUCUUGGAGGAGACAAGUUGGUUUACAAGAAUAUUCAAAAAAUUUAAACAA